Macroventuria anomochaeta is the source of this 1165-nucleotide messenger RNA. RefSeq lists its product as uncharacterized. Gene Ontology annotation, cellular component: membrane; oligosaccharyltransferase complex. The record is from RefSeq and is a predicted model, not a curated record. NCBI's taxonomy places the organism in Eukaryota, Fungi, Ascomycota, Dothideomycetes, Pleosporales, Didymellaceae. Bases 1 to 912 code for a protein of 303 amino acids. The transcript has 2 exons. Gene Ontology annotation, biological process: protein N-linked glycosylation.
AUGAAGUUUUCUUUCGGUCUCGUGUCUUCGCUUUUGCUUUCGGGCGCGCCAAUUGCAUAUGCUGCGGCUUGGAGCUUCGAAGAUGCCACCGUUUCGAUUGCCAGCAAAGGCGCUGGUGUAGGCGGAGCUUCCAAGGACAAACUCAGCGCUACAACGCCCCUCGCGAAGACGGUGUCACUAGGUGCAACCGAUUCCUUGAAGCUCGACCUUACAACCGUUGACGGAAAGACUGCGAAGCGACCACACCAGGCUUUCCUUACCUUGACUGACCCCACAAGUGGGCUGGAGGAGUCUUUUGUGCUCAGUGUCAAGGACAGUGGCAAGGGAAAGGUCUCUUUGGUGGGUAUCACGUCCAAUUGCACAGGCACGAUUAACAACUCGCAGACGCAGAAGGACCUACCCCACCAAUUCCUUACUGCCUCCAAGCCAAUUCCCGCCUCAAUCGUCAUUGGAGCAUUCGGCUCUUCCACCCCCUACAAGCACAAGGUUUUUGAUCUUACCGUAACGCGCGGUGCGAAUGUGCCCCUCGCUAUCCCCGAGGCACCGCUCCGCUACGCUCCUGAAGCCGAGAUCCACCACAUCUUCCGCGAAGACCCCAAGUCACCACCCAAGAUCAUAACCAUUGUCUUUGCCGCAGCCGUUGCUGCCGCACUUCCCAUUCUGCUGGGCCUUUGGGCGACUCUUGGUGCCAACGUCAGCCACCUUAGCAAGGCUCUCGGUGCGGCUCCUGUUUCGCACGCCCUCUUCUACGGUUCGAUCAUCGCCAUGGAGGGUGUUUUCUUUCUCUACUACACGAGCUGGAAUCUGUUCCAGACUCUGCCUGCCGCCGGUCUUGUUGGUGUUGUUGCAUUCUUGAGCGGCAGCCGGGCGCUGUCCGAGGUUCAGGAGCGUCGCUUGGCCGGUCUGAGAUGAUAGAAGAAAGAUAGGUGAGGGGGGACGACUGUUGUCCGUAUAUGCAGCGCGCGAUUUUGGGAUCUACAAAAAGGAGCAGAAGCUCCAAGCACUUGGUGAGCCUCGAUGCAUCGACGUUAACCACGUCACCGGUAGAAGAGAGUGGACGAAAUGAAAUGAGUAUUGCCAUGCGUCACGCGACGACGGUUCUUAACCGUAUGCUUGCCAUGUGCGACCGGACGCGAUUGCCCAUUGUAUGCUGCACGGGCCUCCG